AUGGAUUCUCAGAACUCUUUUACACAGUCUGAUGGGUUUGUAAACCUGCUAACCAGUCAGUUAAACCCUGACUGUUACUCGCCGUCCAUAGAAAUAGGAUCAUCUGAGAUUCCUUUGUUUAGUACACAAGGAUCUGAUGAUCCUACUGAUGGUGGAACGAAGAGGAAAGUCUGGUCCCCGAAGGAAGACCUCGCCCUCAUCAGCGCGUGGCUCAACACCAGUAAGGACCCGAUUGUGAGCAACGAACAGCAAGCUGGGGCUUUCUGGAAGCGUAUUCAGUUGUAUUACAACAACAGCGAGGAUAUAGUUGGAAUGCCAAGGAGAGAGUGGUCUCAAUGUAAACAAAGAUGGGGUAGGAUCAAUGACCAGGUAUGUAAAUUCGUGGGAUUAUACGCGGCUGCGCAGAAGGAGAAAAGAAGCGGUCAGAAUGAAAACGACGUUAUGAAGCUUGCGCAUGAGAUCUUCUUCAAUGACUACUCUAUCAAGUUUGCUUUGGAACAUGCCUGGAGAGAGUUAAGAUUUGACCAGAAAUGGUGCACGACUAGCAAAGUCCAGGAUGGUGCGUCAACCAAAAGAAGAAAGGUUGAUGACUCGGCUCAGUCAUCAACUUCCAUACCUGCAAGCGAGAAUGAAGAAGUUGUCGAGGUUCGUCCACCUGGAGUCAAGGCUGCAAAGAAGUCAUCGCGUGCUAAACCUGAUAACAAGGACAUGAAGGAGUUUGGUUCCAUGUGGGAAAUGAAACAUAAAGACUUAGAGAUGAAAGACAAGAUUAGGGACAAGAGGAUUCUUGAAACCAUUUUGGCUAAGACUGAACCACUCACUGAGAUUGAAAUGGCAUUAAAAAACAAGCUAAUUUGUGCGAUGUAUGAUCUUUAG
This is a messenger RNA of Eutrema salsugineum, 876 nucleotides long. Its product is annotated as glutathione S-transferase T3-like. The record is from RefSeq and is a predicted model, not a curated record. NCBI's taxonomy places the organism in Eukaryota, Viridiplantae, Streptophyta, Magnoliopsida, Brassicales, Brassicaceae. Bases 1 to 876 code for a protein of 291 amino acids. The transcript has a single exon.